This is a messenger RNA of Cuculus canorus (common cuckoo), 5096 nucleotides long. RefSeq names its product MARVEL domain containing 2 (gene MARVELD2). Gene Ontology annotation, cellular component: apical plasma membrane; bicellular tight junction; cytoplasmic vesicle. Bases 90 to 1559 code for a protein of 489 amino acids. Lineage: Eukaryota; Metazoa; Chordata; Aves; Cuculiformes; Cuculidae. The transcript has 7 exons. The record is from RefSeq and is a predicted model, not a curated record. Gene Ontology annotation, biological process: bicellular tight junction assembly.
CCCGCCGCCCCCGCCCCGGAAGCCGCCGCGCCCGGAGGUGCCGUCGCGGCGCAGGUGCGGGCGGUGCCGGCCCGUCCCCGCCCCCGGCCAUGUCGGAGACCCCUGGCGCCUGGCCGGGCCCCGCCGUGCCGCCCCCGCUGCCGCGACAGCCCCCGUUCGGGCCCGCGCCGCCCAGCCCCGAGAUGAAACCCGUGCGCAGGUUCAUCCCGGACUCCUGGAAGACCUUCUUCCAGGGGAGGCGCCACCGCGGCGCCAGCUGGGACAGCACGGCUUCCGACAUCAGGUACAUCUCAGAUGGGGUUGAGUGCUCCCCGCCUGCCUCCCCAUACGCGCUGCGGCUGCAGACUCGAGCAGUGCCUGGCUCCUGCAGGGACCCCUCAGGAGAAUCAGGCGGGAGCUGCAUCUGGCGGCCCGAGGCAGAGGCGAUGCUGCCCAGCACACAGGAGGAAGCCUGCCAGCAACGCUACGGCUACAUGAAGUCCUGGGCUGGGCUACUGAGGAUGCUCUGCGCAGCCGAGCUGCUGCUGGGUGCUGCCGUCUUUGCCUGCGUCACAGCCUACGUACACAAGGACAAUGAGUGGUACAACAUGUUCGGGUAUACGCAGCCCUACGGCUAUGGCACCAGCAGUGUUUACGGAGGUUACUCCUACAGUGGACCCAAGACACCCUUUGUCCUGGUGGCAGCAGGAAUGGCAUGGGUUGUCACCAUUGUGCUGCUGGUGCUUGGCAUGUCCAUGUACUACCGGACCAUCCUCCUUGAUUCCAACUGGUGGCCAUUGACUGAGUUUGGAAUUAAUGUGGCCUUGUUCCUUCUGUACAUGUCUGCUGCCAUCGUGUAUGUGAAUGAUACCAACCGCGGAGGGCUCUGCUACUACCAGUUGUUUAAGACGCCGAUAAACUCAUCUUUUUGCCGUGUUGAGGGAGGUCAGACAGCAGCAAUCAUCUUCUUGUUUGUCACGGUGGUCAUCUAUCUAAUUAGUGCGGUGGUUUCUCUAAAGUUAUGGAGACACGAAGGAGCUAGGAGGCACAGGGAGCUGAUGGAACGGGAGGUGAAAACGCAGUCCUCUCUUCCAGAAAAGAAGUAUGAAAGUGAUGACAGACCAAGAGAAGAGAUCACUUACAGGCAGCUUAAAUCAUUGGAAAGAAAACCGGAACUACUUAAUGGUCAUAUACCUGCAGGCCACAUUCCUAAACCUAUAGUGAUGCCAGACUACUUAGCGAAAUACCCAGCCAUUCAAACAAAUGAAAUGCGAGACCGGUACAAAGCAGUAUUCAAUGAUCAGUUUGCUGAGUAUAAAGAACUGUCUGUGGAAGUUCAUGCUGUAUUGAAAAAGUUUGAUGAGCUGGAUGCAUUGAUGAGGCAGCUUCCUCACCACCCUGAAAGCAUAUAUGAACAGGAAAGGAUAUCAAAAGUUCUACAAGAAUACAAGAAGAAGAAAAAUGAUCCUGCAUUUCUGGAGAAAAAGGAGCGUUGUGAAUACCUUAAGAAUAAGCUUUCUCACAUAAAACAACGAAUUCAGGACUAUGAUAAAGUUAUGAAUUGGAAUGUAGAAACUUAGCUGUGCCUUCACUUUGUGGAUACUACUUCCUAUUUUUGAAAUUGAUAUGCAUAUUUUGAACUAUUUAUUUACACUCAGAACAGUACAUCUAUGGGGAUUGCUUAAUCGCUUUGUCACUUACUUAGAUGUUGUAGAUUACUGGUACAUUUUGUCUGCAGAUCCAAUUUUAAAGCAAUGUAAGGACAUUCUCAGAUAAGUUUAGAAAACUUGUGCUAGCACUCUGCUUUUAUUAGACAAUUUACAGCCUGGCCUCUUAAAUAUGAAUACUUUAUUGGAAAAUACUGUAUUUGCAAACUUGCAAAGCCCAGCAGAGAAGGCAGUUCUGAAUGCUGUGUCAAAAGUUUGCAUAGAAAUACCACUAACAAUUUUAGGAGUUAUUUAUAAAUGGUCUCUUAAUGACGUCAGAGAGAAUUGAGCUGUUCUUUCUGGCUGGGGUUUAGUGAAGCUCUCAAUCAUACUAAAUAGUUUUUGCAAGUUGAAAAUUAAUUUAGUAAGAAGUUUCAAGUUGUAUUUCAAAAUGCUCUCUUGUAUUUCUGAUGUUAUCUGGAGUUUCAACAAAUAAGAGAUGCAAAAUGACUUUCUGUUUAAACAAUGAAAGUGUAGCAAAUGGGGGUUAGGGGUUGGGUUGUGCUGGGGGUUGUUGUUUGAUUUUGGGGUUUUUUUUUAUUCCCCUUUUCAGAGGUAAUGCCCCAGAUUUAUACAUGGCCUUAAAGGAACAGCAGUACAGGAUGAGACUCAUUUUAGUGUUCCUUUGGUGUUGCUGUAGGCCAGUACACUCUGCAUACCUUUUCUGGGUCAUCCUUGUAGGGAUCCGUGGGUUUAAAGGCAAAACAAUUCAUCAGCAAGUAACAGGACUUUUUCCAGGCAGCAGCUGUUUGUGAAAUUAGAAUUCAGAAAGUACAGUAAAAUGAAUUCUCAUUGAGAGUAUAAAUGAUUAGUACUUUUUUAUAAGUUCAGGUUAAAUGUUUUAAUGGACAUGCUUUCCAGAGCAUAUCUGCAUAAGUUCAAUAUACAUUUUUAUAUUUAAUCUUGGGGAUAGGUUUGUAUACGCAUACUAUUUCAUAAACUAGUACAUUUUCUCUUUGUAUCCUUUUUCAUGUCUUUGUUUAUUUUUAUAACUUACUAAAUUUGUUAGAAUCAUAAUAGUUUCUUUGUACAGUUUUCUACAACUGCAAUUUGUCUGUUCUGAAAUAUAUUUUAAUGUGAAAAAAAAAAGCACCAGUGUAACGGUGUUAUUCUAAUGCUUACAGAGACAUUUUGUUAGAAAAAGGUGCUCUGGUUAAGAUUAUUUCAAAUUUCUGUUAGCUAUCAUUUUUUCUUUAAGAGAAAGUUUUGAACUUUUGCCUUACUUUAAAGGCAAGACAUCAGAAAUAUGUUUCCAGUUUAGAACAGUGAUGGUAGUACCAACUCUGUUUUUCAGUACCAGAAAUCCAUUUAUAUACCUCCCUGUGGCAUUGAUAUUCCUUCUGAGUUUUGAGCCUUUAUUAUUCACACUGCAGUCCUGAUGGCUACAAAAACCCUCUUACGUAUUUAUAAAGCUAGCAUUCCAAUUUUAUCAGCCACUUAAUUCCAAGAGUUUUAGUGGAUGAAGUAAAAGACACCAUGGAAACACUGAGAGAAUUUUCAGACUUGGCACCUCUUCUUUUGAAAGCCUUCAGUUUGAUCUGCCUGGAAGGUGUCUGAAUGUUUUCAUCAUUUUGAAAUCAGGUGACAGUCAGUGCUAUCCCUUGUUCUUUCUCUUUUCAGAUUCCUCUCUCUGGUUUCGGUUUCUGUUCUUUUCAGAGAAGAGGACAUUGCUCUCCCUUAUAAAGGAGCUAGGCCAAGUGUUUUAUAAGUAUUGUGCUGUGUGCUUGUUAAACUUGUCUGUGUAACAGAGGUCCUUUCCUAAAUACCUGCAAUCUAAAUGACCUCUCGAUGUAUACACAAGUUUCUCAUUUUUUUAUCAGUGGGACUUCUGAGCAUUGCAUCAGUACCAGGUGAAAAAGAUUGAUUCAAGUUUAAGAAUAAACUGAUGUUUAUAAAGUGCUAAAAAGAAGCAGACCACUGCUUUCUUUGGAAGAUUCACAAGUCUGCACUCUUGGUAGGUCUUCCUCCAAACGAGCACAGAGACCCAGCUUCAGACUUUCUUUGAUAGUGGGGUGAGUUCCAGUCUCUGAAAAACUGACUCCUGGCCCCUCAGACAGUGCCUGCAUAGCCUCUGCAGAACCAACAUGCUUCUCCUUUCUUGCAAAGUUUCCAGCAAAUGGGUUGGGAAAAGGGGACACCCUGCCUGUGGCUGGAAUGAGGAAAUAAACCAAGCGGAGACAGCUGUGUGUGGAUCACUCCACAUGUCUCAGCAAGGUGUGGCUGAAUAGGUUAUCCAAAAGCUGGGGAGGGAAGAUAUGUAGGGAUCAUCCCUUCUGCCAGCCUUCUGGGAUUCAAAUAGGAUUAGCGCAAUGCAUGGCAUUGGGGUAUGCUGAGCACAGAGCCCCAGGAGACAGCAUUUACCUUCACAGGAGAGGGCCAUUUGUGACUGUUAAUGGUGAAUUCCUUGCUCAGUGCUGGAUCUGUUGCAGACCUCGGCACUGCUAAGCAGGCACUUCUGGCACUUUGCUCUAAACUGGCAAUGGAGGCCUGAAAAGGGUCGUGUCAGCAGUGCUCUGAACAUGCCAAAGAAUAGUAGUUUAAGACACAUUUUUAUCUCUCAGAGAAAUAAGAAUUAAUAUCUGGGAGCUGAAGGCAGCCAAAAGCAAGACAGGCACUAGGAAGAAGUUCUGUGAGAGUUGUGGUCAGAAUGAAAAUGGUCUCUUGGUAUCCAUAGAGAACAGAAGGCAUAUGUCAGACAAAACUAAAGUUAUCAGAUGAUAAUCACCUCUGUGUAUAUUCUCAAUCUACUUUGUGGUAUGCACACCUAAACAGUCUGCUUACUCAUGUGACUAAGUUUUUCCAGAAAGUUGGUAAACUACUUGAAUCUCACUGAGUGAUAUUGCCCAUAUGUCAAUAGGCAUACAGCGUCCACUUUCACUUACAGUUUCUCCUUUGACACUGUGAACAUAACAAGAACUUUCAUUCUUCAGUCUUCCUCUUAAAUACUGCUCACCUGGCCCUGCAGACUGCAGAUCUACAAAUGGAAAAGUCCAAGAGGCUUGUAGUUUCCAGGAAUAUUACAGUUUUCAAACUGAACUUAAAUACAUCAAUAAAGGGGUGCACUUUUUUUUUGUCUUCAAAAACAGCUGUAGUUCCUGGGUCAAGAUAACUGACAUCAUCUGCACGCUCUUUACUAAUUUGUAUGUUUUUGCAGGGCACAUAAAGCAGUGCCUGAUAGAUGUAAACAAAAGUAUGUAUCACAUAGUAGGGUGGACUAGCUUUCAUGGCAAUGUAUCAAUGAAAAACCUAAAUGAUUUGAAAUUGUAGAGAAGUUAUCCAGUAUUUUCUUUAUUCAACUCAAAAUUGAUGUGGUGAAGGAUUUGAAGCCUUUAGACAAUCGUAAUCAAAAAAAUCAUUGUAUAACUUGUAUUUCUGUCCAGCAUUGAAAUUCUUGGCCUUAACAAUAAAAAG